UUUUGCUGGGUCGGCCACCGGGGAAAGCGCAAAGAGGAGACGUCGGGCCAAGGAAGCGAAAUUGCAGAGACGUGUUGGGUCCCGUGUUGGCCCCGAAAUGGCUCCAAAUGCCCCCAAAUGGACCCGUCUUGGACGAGGCAUGUUGGACGCCGCGCUAGAAGGGAUCCCGCAGCGGAGACCCUUUCAGGGCACGUCGACGGAUCGAGAGCAUGCCGCCAUCAUUUCAGGUGCAGGGCAUGCGACGACUGCGAGGGUUGGGGCAUGUUGUGCCCAAUUUUGGCAUCUCAUUUCAUCUGCGCGAGCCAUGGAUAUGGGGGUAUGGGUAUGGUAUGGAUGGUGGAUGGCGUGGUCCCGGAGGUUAUUAUCGUCGUGCAGCCCGCCCCCCGUUGUUCAUUCAAUGUUUUCGGUCUUUCUCUCCUCUUUGCCUGUUCCUUCUCUCCACCGGCUGCUAUCUUGUUUCUGUCGUUAUCGUUCAUUCGUUUCAUAUUCCCAAAGGUCGAGUUGACUCCAUCACAGCGCGGACGAGUGCGGAGGCAGCCCUUUUCAACAUUUGUUACCGACCAUCGAGACAAGACUCCGACAUCAAAGAAGUGGACGCCGAACACGACAGAGAAAGAAAGAAAAACAAAAGAUACCGACCAAGGAUGGAUUCAUGAUAUUCUACAAUGCGCCAGCCAACCAAUACCUUGAGUAGCUGUUGUUCCAUCGUCUCGUCGCCGCCAUCAUCAGCGUAGCUUCGCAGUUGUCGAUUACGAACUAUUGCAGACCGGCCCGGCCACCCGCGCACUCGAAUACGGGAAACCGUCGUCCUCUCAGAAUCACCGGAUCACGAAAUCUCACUCCCAAAUUCCUUGGCC
Neurospora tetraspora is the source of this 857-nucleotide messenger RNA. RefSeq lists its product as uncharacterized. NCBI's taxonomy places the organism in Eukaryota, Fungi, Ascomycota, Sordariomycetes, Sordariales, Sordariaceae. The record is from RefSeq and is a predicted model, not a curated record. The coding region runs from base 118 to 690 and encodes 190 amino acids. The transcript has a single exon.